Molecule: messenger RNA, 4036 nt
Organism: Seminavis robusta
Lineage: Eukaryota; Bacillariophyta; Bacillariophyceae; Naviculales; Naviculaceae
Source: the annotation of a GenBank genome assembly
AAUUUUUUGUAAUCCUUCCUCAUCAUUCGGUCUGGAGACUAGGAGCCAUAUAUAUUCGUCCGCAAUGAGACCUCGAACAGAUAGAAUCCCUAACACCAAUGCGGUUGACACAGACGAGGAAAUGGGACCAAUCGAAACUGAGCGCGCCUUUGCAAACACCAGGCAGUUGGUGGAGGGUCCUUUCGAUCGUUCACCAGCACCCGAAGAAAGUGCCUCUGGUGCCUGCACUACAUGUGUUCGAGAGUGUAGCCGGGAGGGCUGCGACACCAGAGCGAAGCGCUUGGGCGAUUCGUCUCACGCCUAUAGUAGUACUUUUGGCUACCGCAGUGCUUGCAUCAUAGCUACACUUGUCCUUGCUGUUGGAGCGGGUGCAUCCUCUCUGAUUCUCGGCGCAGGCUAUCAUGCAUCUCAACAAAGUCAGGAAUCGCAGUAUCAGAGGUUGGGCGCGGACCUAAUACACUUGUUUGAAAUGGCGAUCAAAGAGCACCUUGUGGCAGGGCUUUGGAUUCACCAAGCUUGUCGCCAACGACGAGAUUCGUUGACUCAUCAAGAGUUUCGUGUUGUAUACGAGUCCCUUGCCAGCACAGGGCUCGAUCUCCAGGCCAUUGGUUGGGCCAUGAAUGUCACUGGCGCUCAGGAAAGAGCACAGGUAGAAAGCCAUACCCGUCAGUUCUUGCAAGAAGAGUAUCCAGAGUUCAAUUACACUGGGUUCAGGGGAUUCGAUCCCACCCGAGACGAAAACCCAGCCACCCUGCACCACGAUCGCACGCAUUACUAUCCUGUCCACUUUGUCGAACCCCUGGAAGACUUGACUGUUAAGGCAGCACUCCUUGACUUUGACAUUAGUACAUCGCUCGUACGUCGAAAUGCCGUCUUGGAGGCUGUCAACACGAAGCUGCCUGCCAUGACUUCUCGCAUGAAGGGUCUUCAAAACAUCGACAGCGUUUCGUAUUCUACGAUGAUCAUGCAUCCCGGAGUAAGCCUCAGCGACUCCACUCCAGAGUCAGCUCGGCGUCACGUAGGCGACGUUAGCAUUGUUGUCAUUCGAAUCCAAGAGAUGAUUAUGAAGAUUCGAAGACAAUUCAACGUAGCUCAACCCGUGUCCGUCUUCCUUUACGACUCAACCGAAGACCUCGGUAUAGCACAGAAGUCGUCGUCGUCAGUUCCCGAAGCUCCAGCUUUCUUGGGAGGGGCACAAUUCCAUGCCGACCAAGGGUUCGACUUCGACUCUCAUCAUCAUGAAGAUCAUGACGGAAGUAACUUGCUCACUUUCUCAACGGAACAAGGACUCGAAGAUGUCCGAGCCUCCAGUCAUCGCUACCGGUUCGAGAAAACUAUGUCCGUUGCCUCUCGAAGGUGGACAUUUGUGGCUGUUUUCCAUGAUUGCACACUACCUCCCACUCUACCGUUCCUUGGUUUGGGCGCUUCUCUAAUUUUUCUGGCUUCGCUGUUUUUGGCGUUCGGUAUGGUCAGCAAUCAUCGCCGCACAACCAACAUUCAUCAGCUCAAGGCUCAAGCAAGCGCGGAGAGAGCCAACCGAAUGAUAGAACAAGAGAAGCAGUCCACAGAGAGGCAGCGAGAACUUAACCAGUUUGUAUCGCAUGAAAUCCGCAGCCCUAUUGCUGCGGGAAUCUCUUCGUGCUCCUUCGUCCAAAGCGCUUUGCAAGAUUGCCGAAACAACUCCUGCGUGAACAGGGAAGAGAGCAAUCAAGCCGAGGGCUCAGCCAAGGUUCUGAUCGAGGAAGCUGAGCUUCAAUGCAUAGAAGAGGAUGUUGCUGUCAUCGACCAAAGUCUCCAAUUCGUCAACGAUCUCUUGCGGAACAUUCUGGAUCUCCACCGGGCCAGUUGCAAUCAAAUGCAGAUCGAAAUGGAGCCUGUGAAUCUCCUACAAGAUGUCUUGGAACCAGUGGCUUCUAUCUUGCAUCAGCGCCACAUUCCUGACUUUGAAGUGCUUGUGGAGUGCGAAGACAAUCUCAUUCUUCUGACUGAUAAGCUAAGGCUCAAGCAGACAGUUCUCAAUUUGGGCCGGAACUCGACCAAAUUUGUCACUACAGGCUUUGUCCGACUGGGCGCAGCUGUUGUGAACGGCAACGUGCAGGUGUAUGUCGAAGACUCUGGUCCAGGCAUUCCCCAAGAGAAGAGAGAGCACUUGUUUGGCCGGUUCCAGGACGCGCUGGAUGCUCUUGGGCAAGGAACGGGGCUUGGCUUAUCUUUGUGCAAAAAGCUUGUGGAGCUCAUGGGCGGUCAGCUGGGCUUGGAUGAGUCCUAUGACAGCGGUGUCCCCGGUUGCCCUGGAGCGCGCUUUGUGGUAGACCUGGCAACUGAACCCAUCGAAGAAUAUGAACUGUUUUCUUCAUUGGAGGAAGAUGGCGACAGCGUAACCCCCCUUCCCACUUUACAAGAACUCCAGCAAGUUAUGCCAGCAAGAGACCGUCGAUUGCCCGAGAACAUGACGGUUCUUCUCGUUGAUGACGAUUGGCGACUCCGUACGCUCUUUUCGAAAGCUUUGAGCCGCGUCACGGAGGGUUGGACCAUUCGAGAAGCCGCCAAUGGGGAGACAGCUCUGCGUCUCGUCGAGGAAACCAAGUUCGAUCUGGUGUUCAUGGAUCAGUAUAUGAGUUGCGUCGUCAAGCAGCUCCUGGGGACUGAGACCGUGCAUGCCAUGAGAGCCCGUGGGGUUUCUUCCAUCAUUUGUGGAUUGUCGUCCAACGAUGUGGAAAAAUCCUUCCUUCAGGCCGGGGCCGACUGUUUCCUAUCCAAGCCACUUCCGACGGAGCAGGAAUCGUUGACAGAUACGCUGUUCCAUGUACUAGAUUCGGCUCCUGUGAAAGAAGGACCGGCGUCGCAGAAGAAGGCAAAGAGACCGUCGUUCACAAGCCGCAAGUUUCUCAGGAGCGACAGCGGCAUAUGCACACUGCUUGACGACAUUUCCGAGAGUGACGAAUCUGUUGCUGCUGUGUACGCUUUGCCAAAGGCCUUGAGGGUCAUGUUUGUGGAACCUGACAUGGAAGUGUUCGAGUCGUACCGAAGCUGCAUCCGACAGAUUGCGCCGUGUUGGACGUGUCAUCAUGUAUCGGAUGGCAAGACGGCAAUCGACGUCGUUGCCGAGCAUGACCAGCACUGGGACCUGAUCUUCUUGGAUCAGAUGGGCUGCGACAAGCAGAACGGUCUACUGCUGGGUACCGACAUUGUCACCGCGAUGCGAGAGCUGGGAGUUGAAUCUGUCGUCUGUGGAUUGUCGACCAACCAGAGUGCUCGCAAGGACUUUCUCGAUGCGGGAGCGACUUGUUUCCGGACCAAGCCCCUGUUCACGACCCCAGAAGACUUCGCCCUGGAACUGUUGAGCAUUCUAGGGAUACCACCAUCCGAAGCAACCCAGGGUACACCAGCAAGACUUCCUCCUACCAACCCUACUGCUGCUCGAGCCAACAGCCCGCUGGGGCAACCAGCGACAAGAAAUUCAGCUUUGGUAUCAUCAUCAUCGCAGCUGCUCCCGCCAAACUUGUCCGUCCUGCUGGUGGAUGAUAGUCCCAUGCUGCGCAAGAUGUUCUCUCGAUGUUUCCAACGUGUCACUCAUGGCUGGACCAUUCAUGAAGCCAGUACAGGAGAGGAUGCCCUGUCCGUGUUGGAGUCUCGUGCGGUGGAUAUUGUCUUUUUGGAUCAGCAUACCAAUUCCUCCAUGCUUGGAACCGAUGUUGCCACGGCCAUUCGGGAACAAUACGGUGCUGCCAUUACCAUUUGUGGCCUGUCCGGUGACGACAUUGAAUUUGAUUUUCUGGAUGCAGGGGCGGAUUGCUUUGUCCGCAAGCCGUUUCCCUGUGACCCAGACAAUCUGACCAAGAUGCUUUCUCGUGUUGUGAAUAGUCGAGGACGGGAAGAGCAUACCAGCCAGCCGCUGCUGCCACCGAAUCGAAAUGGUGUAGCAGCCGAGAUGGCUUGAAGUAUAUUGUAAAUAUCAUUCGAAACCAUUCAUGUUUCUGAAUAUAGCUAGAAUAAUCUCAAUGCAAAAAUAAAUAAAGCAGCCACUGUCCGUAAC